Marmota monax (woodchuck) is the source of this 1218-nucleotide messenger RNA. Its product is annotated as G1/S-specific cyclin-E1-like. The record is from RefSeq and is a predicted model, not a curated record. Bases 1 to 1218 code for a protein of 405 amino acids. Gene Ontology annotation, biological process: G1/S transition of mitotic cell cycle; regulation of cyclin-dependent protein serine/threonine kinase activity. The transcript has a single exon. Gene Ontology annotation, molecular function: cyclin-dependent protein serine/threonine kinase regulator activity. Gene Ontology annotation, cellular component: cytoplasm; nucleus; cyclin E1-CDK2 complex. NCBI's taxonomy places the organism in Eukaryota, Metazoa, Chordata, Mammalia, Rodentia, Sciuridae.
AUGCCAAUGGAAAGGAAGGAGUUAGAUGGGAAGGAACGGGACACUAUGAACGAAGAAGGUGACUUCUCUGUUCGCUCCAGGAAGAGGAAGGCAAAUGUGGACAUUUCUCUGCAGGAUCCAGAUGAAGGAAUUGCCAAAAUUGACAAGACUGUGAUAGACCAGUGUGGCAGUCAGCCUUGGGACAAUAAUACAUGGGCAAAUCCCUGCUCCUUGAUCCCCACACAUGACAAAGAUGCGCUGGUAUACACAAAUUCUACAUUUGAGCCUCAGAGAUCCACACCAUCCAGAGCCUCACCGCUUCCUAUACUGAACUGGGCAAACAGAGAGGAAGUUUGGAAAAUAAUGCUAAACAAAGAAAAGAUGUACUUAAGGGAUAAGCACUUUUUGCAGCGACACCCUCUUCUGCAGCCUAAAAUGAGAGCAAUUCUUCUGGAUUGGUUAAUGGAGGUGUGUGAAGCCUAUAAACUUCACAGGGAGACAUUUUACUUGGCACAAGAUUUCUUUGAUCGGUAUAUGGCAACACAAGAAAAUAUUGUAAAAACACUUUUACAGCUUAUUGGGAUUUCAUCUUUAUUUAUUGCUGCCAAACUUGAGGAAAUCUAUCCUCCAAAGUUGCACCAAUUUGCUUAUGUUAGAGAUGGUGCUUGUUCAGGAGAUGAAAUUCUCACUAUGGAAUUAGUGAUAAUGAAGUCCCUUAAGUGGCAUUUAAGUCCCCUGGCUAUUGUGUCCUGGCUGAAUGUAUACAUACAGGUUGCGCAUCUAAAUAACAUAUAUGAAGUGCUACUGCCGCAAUAUCCCCAGCAAAACUUUUUACAAAUUGUAGAGCUUUUAGAUCUCUGUGUCCUUGAUGUUGGUUGCUUAGAAUUUCCCUACGGUGUACUUGCUGCUUCUGCCUUGUAUCAUUUCUCUGCAUCUGAAUUGAUGCAAAAGGUUUCAGGGUACCAAUGGUGUGAUAUAGAGAAGUGUGUCAAGUGGAUGGUUCCAUUUGCCAUGAUUAUAAGAGAGACAGGAUGUUCCAAACUAAAGCACUUCGGGGGGGUUCCUGCAGAAGAUGCCCAUAACAUACAGACUCACAUCAACAUCUUGGAUUUGCUGGACAAAGCUGAAGCAAAGAAAGCCAUGUUGUCUGAACAAAACAGGAUUUCUCCUCCCCCCUCGGGGGUCCUCACCCUACCACAGAAUAGUAAGAAGCAGAGCAGUGAGCAGGAAAAAAUGUGA